This is a messenger RNA of Podospora pseudocomata, 1864 nucleotides long. RefSeq lists its product as uncharacterized. The record is from RefSeq and is a predicted model, not a curated record. Lineage: Eukaryota; Fungi; Ascomycota; Sordariomycetes; Sordariales; Podosporaceae. The coding region runs from base 105 to 1748 and encodes 547 amino acids. The transcript has 3 exons. Gene Ontology annotation, molecular function: lipid binding.
CAAACAGAAAAAACCACUCGUCACCGUAUGCAUGGCAAGAGUUUGACGUCACUCGUAUCACCCCACCGCCAAGCGAUUGCUAUCGAAAGUCCACAACUGAUCGGAUGCCAAGGCAGCGGGCCCUAGGACCCCGCAGCCCCUCCUCCUGCUCCCUCUUCGCGUUGCUGUGCACAGCCAGACCCGGUUUGGGUAUAUAUGAUACGUUUGCCCAACUCGUUGCUGUCUAUCUGCCAUAUUUUAACUUCUUCAAAGUUGACUCUGCUAGUUGCGGCCUAUUCCCUAGUUACGGUCCCCUAGUCUCACACACAUCACACACCAUGGCGUCCCUAGUAGAGACUCUCACUGCCUCUGGCGGUCCCGAGUCAGCGGGUUUCCUGAACGACCUCGUUGGUCACCUAUGGCCCAAUAUCUGUGUUGCCGGUGGCGCCAUGAUCAAGCAGAUUGCUGAGCCCAUGUUCGCGCAGAUGCUUCCUGCUCCCCUGAACACACUUCACUUCGCCAAGAUUGACUUGGGCGUUCAGCCCAUGACCUUCUCCAACGUGGAUGUGCACAAGGUUGACAACGGUGGUAUCAAGCUGGACUUGGAUGUCAACUGGGAUGGCAGCUGCGAUAUCGAGAUGGACGGAAAGAUGAUCCCUAAGGUGGGCGUCGAGCACGUCAAGCUGAGUGGCAGACUAUCUAUCCUGCUCUGCCCAAUCACCAAUGUGAUCCCUCUUAUUGGCGCCGCCCAAGUCUCCUUCAUCAACCCCCCUUACCUCAAGUUUAACUACACAGAUGGCGCCAACAUUGCCAAUCUUGGCUUCAUCGACUCUUGCGUCCGCAAGGUCGUCCAGUCCAUCAUUGCCGGCAUGGCCGUCCUUCCUAACCGCUUCCUCGUGAAGCUUGACCCAUUCAACGAUUACUUCAAGACCUACCAGCUCCCAGUCGGUGUCGUCCGUCUCACCAUCGAGUCAGGAAGCAACUUUGGUGAGGAGCUCAAGUCCAAGAACAUUUUCAAGAAGCUCGUCCACGAUGUCCCAGACUGCUACGUCACCACCUCCCUCUCAGGCGAGACUCCCGGCUGGAAGACAGCCACGGUCAAGGACAACCACCACCCCGAGUGGAACGAGACCAGAGACUUUAUCGUCUCUGAUCACGAUCAGUUGCUGGCUUUGGAUGUCAAGGACUCAGACACCGCUUCCGACGAUGACAUUGGCCUCGCCACCAUCACCGUCAAGAAUCUCCUCCUGGCUCAUGGUCAGAAGCAGGAUCUUACCCUCAUGCACAAGGGCGAGGAGACCGCGGGCAAGCUUACUGUCAGCGGCAAAUACUACCAAUUCAUCCCCGAUGCCACCAGCAUCAUCGGCGAGGAGAACCCCGCAGAGAUCAAGGGCUUGCUCGCCGUCCUUGUUGCUGCUGUCAAGAACCUCAAGGGUGCUCGCGAGCAGCUCAAGCCCAGCGUCGCCAUCACCUGGGGCGCGCACAAGUUCCAGACCGUCGUCAAGUGUGAUGUUCCGGGCGGUGCUGAGGAUAUCCAGAACCCUCACUUUGACAACACUUUCCGCAUUCCUCUCUCUGGCAGCAUCGAAGGUGCUGCUCCUGUAAGAAUUGCCCUGAUGGAUGGCAAGAACGAGAUUGGCGCUGUUGAGGUGCCUCUUGAGGAGGUCCUUGCGUCGGAGAACUUGGCUUUGCUCAAGGAGUUUGAUGUUGGUAACGGCCAGAUUGUCAAGGCUGGUGUUGUGAUCAGGGGUACCAAGCUUGUUGAGUAAGGGAAGGAUAAAAUGAGGGAUGGGUAACAAAACCAUAGCAUUAGCGUUCAUUAUCAGAAUUAUGAGAAAUAAUUAAUGACUCGAUAGAGAGUAAAAAAUAAAAUAAAAAUGAAAAA